Messenger RNA from Mesorhabditis spiculigera, 786 nucleotides. Lineage: Eukaryota; Metazoa; Nematoda; Chromadorea; Rhabditida; Rhabditidae. The record is from the annotation of a GenBank genome assembly.
AUGAAGCCUCUGCUGUUUUGGGCGUUGAUUUCCGCUGUAUUUGCCGAUUUUACCCCACAUUUUCGCCGGUUCCUUCAUGAUAGCUAUGGCAUAUCGAUGGUGACGCAGUUGGAGCGGACGGAUCUCGGUCCGGGCGCUUCUUUCGGCGGGCGCAUGGACCAAUUCGAAGAGCCCAAACAACAAGCCGUCAUCAUCAUCCACGGCAUCACCAACACGGCCGCCCGAUUCCACGGCACAGUGAAAUAUCUGCGGCAGCAUGGAUACCGAAAUUCGGAGAUCUACGGGACGACGUGGGGUGAUGGUGGGGCGACACCGGUCGGGCUGGUGGAUAUGAAGUGUUCGUACGUGAAGCAGAUCAGAUCGAUGAUCAUCGCCGUUCGGCAAUACACCGGGACCGCCGUCGACGUCAUUGCAUACUCAAUGGGGUCACCGCUGGCAAGGAAAGCUAUCUUGGGCGGUCAAUGCAUGGACACGCGAGAAAUUCUGGGCCCUCCACUUACCGAGCUGAUCGACACCUUCCUAUCAGUGGCCGGAGCGAAUUAUGGAAGCUCGCUAUGUGCAAUUCCGAUUCCGGACAUCAACCAUCAAACAAAAUACGAGGGCUUGUUCGUCUUCAGUCUAUUUUCGACGAGUGAUGAGAAGGUCGGUUUCCGGGCAUGUGGUAGACCGGUAAGUCCGAUUUUGGGUGGAACGGGCUUUGUAAAACGAGACGGAAUGAACCAUGAUCAGUUGAUGGACAACACAAUCCCCAUCCAAGUCAGCUUCAUCCAAAAACACAAGCCCCGA